AUGGCAGAAUUUAUGCAUGAGAACAUGGAAGAACAUGAAGGAAAUAUGCAAGAUGAGGAAUUGGAAUUUGCACUAGUAUCACUGGAUGACUCUCUGCCAAAUGUAGAGGAUCCUUUGCAAGAAAUAAAUUUGAGGACAGAAGAGGACCCUAGACCUACUUUCAUCAGCACGUUGCUGGAAGAAUCAUUGAAGGAUGAAAUCAUUGCACUUCUGCAUGAUUUCAAAGACUAUUUCGCAUGGCAUUAUCAUGAAAUGCCUGGACUGGAUAGAGGAUUGGUAGAACACAAAUUACCAAUAAAAUAA
Prunus armeniaca (apricot) is the source of this 303-nucleotide messenger RNA. NCBI's taxonomy places the organism in Eukaryota, Viridiplantae, Streptophyta, Magnoliopsida, Rosales, Rosaceae. The record is from the annotation of a GenBank genome assembly.